Trachemys scripta elegans is the source of this 2818-nucleotide messenger RNA. RefSeq names its product acyl-CoA dehydrogenase family member 11-like. The record is from RefSeq and is a predicted model, not a curated record. Bases 161 to 2110 code for a protein of 649 amino acids. Lineage: Eukaryota; Metazoa; Chordata; Testudines; Emydidae. Gene Ontology annotation, molecular function: oxidoreductase activity, acting on the CH-CH group of donors. The transcript is spliced from 14 exons.
CCAGUAGCUGCUGGAAACCCAACCCCAGAGGGAGGGGAAACAAGAAGCGUUCCUUCCUGAGCCACUGAAGGGAUCCUGCGAUUAAAUGCAGACACAGUCGUGGACUGAGUAUUGAACCCAGGGCAGGUCUGAACACCAGCAAUUGGACUAACCCACUCUCAUGUUUUGCAGGGUCAGGCUUGUCAGUCGCUUACCUACGUGGAGCCCUGGCACCAAUCACAAGCUGUGGAAGCUGGGCUGCUUCCUGCCUCAGUGCUCAAAGUUGAGCUGUAGAGGAACCAAGAUGUCUGCAGGUCAGAGUCAGAAAGCUGAGACCUGGGACAAAUGCACCUUACUAGAGCUGAAGGUGCCCUUUGCCAGGACUGAAAUUGGGACCUUUUUCCAAGAGCAACCCAGGAUUGGAAACCAGUACCUAGAAGAUGCUUUUCUUCAGCGUUACUUGAAAACACACCUGCCAUUCCAGGUGCUGGAGAAGGUGAGUCUGGAUCUGGAGAGGUUUGGGGCCCGUGUGGCGGCCGAGAUUGACUCUCUGGGGCGUGAGUGCGAGUUGAAUCCUCCUGCACUGCAGCACUAUGAUGCUUGGGGGCGGCGUGUGGACCACAUUGUCACUUGCCCAGCCUGGAAGAGGAUGAAGGAGAUUGCAGCGGAGGAGGGGCUGAUCGCUGAGGCCUACGAGAGGAAAUACUCCAUCUGGAGCCGUGUGCAACAGGUUGCCAAGCUGUACCUAUAUGCACCUUCUGCUGGCCUCUUCACCUGCCCGCUGGCCAUGACUGAUGGAGCAGCUAAAGUCAUUGAGUCUCUGGGUAUUUCCGGGCCCCUAGCGAAAGCUUUUGGCCACCUGACAUCACGCGACCCCAAGAAGUUCUGGACCUCUGGCCAGUGGAUGACGGAACGCAAAGGAGGCUCUGAUGUUGCUAGUGGCACAGAGUCAGUGGCCAGAGAGCAGCCAGAUGGCACAUAUUGCCUCUACGGCUUUAAAUGGUUUACAUCAGCCACUGAUUCAGACAUGACGCUGACCCUGGCAAGGAUCAUGGAUGCUCAGGGACGUGUAGAACAGGGCUCCAGAGGCCUGUCCCUGUUCUUCUUGGAGGUGCGAGAUAAGGAGGGGAAGCUGAAUGGCAUUGAGGUGCAAAGGCUGAAGGAGAAGCUGGGGACAAGGCAGGUGCCGACAGCUGAGCUGCUGCUGGAUGGAUCCAAGGCACAUCGGAUCUCUGCAGAGGGUCGGGGUGUGGCCUCCAUUGCCAACAUGUUGACCAUAACUAGGAUCCACAAUGUCAUCUCUGCAGUGGCUGGCAUGAGGAGGAUGAUUAACCUGGCCAGAGAGUAUGCCAGCAAGCGUGUCGUCUUUGGGAAGCUCAUCAAGGACCAUCCCUUGCACAUGCAAACCAUGGCCCGGCUGGAGGUGGAAACUCGAGGGGCCUUUCUCAUGCUCAUGGAGAUAGCCAGGCUGCUGGGAUUAGAGGAGACCAAGAUGGCCAGUGAGCAGGACCUGCAUCUUCUCAGGCUGCUGACGCCAGUUGCUAAGCUCUACACUGGGAAACAGGCGAUUGCUGUUAUUUCUGAGGGACUGGAGUGUUUUGGAGGGCAGGGCUACAUGGAAGACACAGGCUUGCCAGUCGCACUGCGAGAUGCCCAGGUGCUGACCAUCUGGGAGGGAACAACAAAUAUCCUCUCACUUGACGUGCUGCGCUCUCUCACCAAAAGCCAAGGCCAGGUUCUAGAUGCAUUCUGCUCUGGAGUGCAGGGGAAGCUGGAGCUGGCUUCCAGCAUUUCAGAACUGGAAUCUUCUGUGCAGCUACUCCAGGAUGCUCUCCACAGGCUUGGCCAGUUCACUCAAAGAGUUGGCUCAAAGGGGGCAGUUGCGAUGGAGUUAGCAGCAAGAGACUUUGCCUACACUCUGGCAAGGAUCUACACAGGGGCUCUCUUACUCGAACACGCAGCCCAUCCUGAUGCCACCUCCACAGACACUUACACAGCUCAGAGGUGGUGCAAACAGGAUCUCUGCCCCGUAGACCCAGAAGAAAAAGCUGGCUGUUAUGAUGACAAGGCAGCUUCCAUGGAUACCUACUUGGUUUAUGAGGGAAGCCCAGUUUUGAAAGGAAAGCUAUGACUUAACUGAAGCUAACUGAGAAAAUCCAUACCUCACUUUGGAAGAGAAAUUGGAUUAUAAUCCUGGCCAGUGCCUGGUGCGUCCAGUACAAAUUGCAUUUGCUUAUAGUGUGCUUAAUAUUUAGGGUUAUGCUAAACAAAUGGGCUAUGACCAUCUAAGUAUCACCAAUGGUCUCUUUCAGGAGGUGUUGAAAAGAAACAUGCUUAGAAUGUUUUAGGGAAACACCUGGUGGUCAAAUGCAGAUAAUGAAUUGAAUAAGAAGACUCUGACGUGCUAAUGAGUAUUCUUUUCAACACUGAGACAAGGAAACAACCAAAGCUACAUCUGAAGCCUGGUCUAAAACACAGAUGUUGCAGAAGUUUAUAAAAUUGUUUUUUAGCUUUGCAACACCACUUCCCUACCCCCUCUCUGAGCCCACACCCUACAUCUGCAAUGCUGCCUCCAGCAGCUUUGUGUCAGUGGAGAGUUCCCCUCCACAAGGGCAUUCUCCACUGGCCUCUUUAGCCACCAGCAUCUGGUUCCAAGGCUGUAGUAUAAGUUGAGAACAUAAGUUCUGUCUACACUGUGAUGUAACCAGGUUUCUCAACCAGGGCUGGCUCUGGCUUUUUUGCUGCCCUCAGCAAAAAAGCCUCCCGCCCCCCCAGCGGGGAGCGCGCCGGGGGGAGGGUGGCGAGCCCGGCCGCGGCCCCGCUCUCCCCGACCGGCCGG